This is a messenger RNA of Dibothriocephalus latus, 669 nucleotides long. The record is from the annotation of a GenBank genome assembly. NCBI's taxonomy places the organism in Eukaryota, Metazoa, Platyhelminthes, Cestoda, Diphyllobothriidea, Diphyllobothriidae.
GUCACGCUGGUUGAUUGUCUUACCAAUCGCGUUGGCGGAAAGCCUGUCCUCCUUAAUUACUGCCGCAUUCUAGUUCAGCAGGCUGUACAAGAACUUUCAACCUCAGUGGAAGAGAGUACCCCUGCUAGCACACUAACGUUUAACCGCGAAGGUUUUGUCCGCCAUUUGGAAACACUUUCUCGCAUAUUCUCCAGGCUGGCAGCUGUGCAGUCUUUGGCUGCCAAGGCAAAGGCUUCUGCCGCAACGAGUGAUCGCACAUCGGAGAACUGCCCAGAGCCAAUCGGUCAGCCGUAUUUGCGGCCCUUUGUCUUCACUCUGGCCGACGUGAAUGACUCCAUCUUCUCAGUUCUCUCUGCCUCUGAGGAACCCGCAGUUCAGCGACUCCUUUCGCAGCUUAUUUUGGACUACAUGCGUGUUCUGAAGGAGAACUCGCUGCCUGUAGACACCAUGUUGGAUGAACUCCUAGUCUCCAGCAUAGUCAAAGCGGGUGACUUCUGUCGGCUUGUGCACUGCGUCCAAUCGCACACACUGACGAACUCAACACAUAUUGUCUUUCAGCUGCUGGCUCUUGAAUCAACCUUCCCUCCAGCCGGUCAGUUAGCUCUGGAUAUGCUUCAGGUAAGAAGCACUCUUCGUUUUUUCGCCUUUGUCUGCUCCUGCCUACAUUAA